Alternaria rosae is the source of this 2256-nucleotide messenger RNA. RefSeq lists its product as uncharacterized. The record is from RefSeq and is a predicted model, not a curated record. Gene Ontology annotation, molecular function: acyltransferase activity, transferring groups other than amino-acyl groups. Lineage: Eukaryota; Fungi; Ascomycota; Dothideomycetes; Pleosporales; Pleosporaceae. The transcript is spliced from 5 exons. Bases 37 to 2178 code for a protein of 713 amino acids.
CCUCCGCUGCCUCCAUUGAUCGAGCUGGACGAUGCUAUGGUCAAGGAUGCUCAGAUCGACACGAAGUUCGCCAAAGAAUCCAUGACUUGGCAGCAGGAAAAGGAUUUCGGAAACCUCUCGCUUAACAAGCCUCAAUCUGGCCAUCAUCACUGGGUGCCCUUCGCAGCUGAGGAGAAUGCUCCCGUACAACCAGACGACCCGGAUAGCUGGCUAGCUCGGCAAUCCGAAUUCUCCAACCCACCCAAGCAAUCGCGUCAAAACGGCCGUGGUAAGGCAGCCGCUCACCACGCUAGCGCCGUCGAACCUCCCAAACCUACUCUCCCAACUCCACCCCGCAUCAUAGAUCCAGACAAGAACCAGAAGCCGCCAAACAAAAGAUCUUCGCGCAACAACAACAAGAAAGCUGGCAACAAUAUGGCCGGACCGACCAAUGGAAGAGCGAGUGUAUACGUUCCCCCUCACCUCCGCAACUGCAACUCUGCCGAUGGUGGAAAGGCAGACUCUGCUCAUGAUGGCAGCGUCGCUAUCAAUGGAUCGCCUGCUACGUCCGACCAGUCGAAGCUAGCGAUGAACAGCAAGUCUGAUCUUAUCUCCAAUGGUGCAAAUCAUCAGCAAGAUUCGUCUUCUUCGUCACCAACAACCUCGCGCGGCAAUGGAAAGUAUGGGCAGCGUAGAUCUGCGAUGCCUGAACCCGUCGCCUACAACGGCUGGGACGAACCCAAGGCUGAGCCCCCACCUACUACCAAAGCUCCGGGAAAUCCACGAUGGCCUCGAGGUCCACAGCCUUACAAGAAGACAGUCUGGCCCAAGACAAAAGAUAUGAAGUAUAUACCCUCAAGCAGCGACAGUGAUGGCGGCGUCAGCUUCAAGUCUAACAGCAAUGGAGACCCGGAGUACGACAUCAAGAAGCUGACGGACUGGAAUGGUGACUGGCUACCUGUUCCUGAGACUUGGAACGGACGUAAAGGUCACGCAGACCGUCAUUUUGGCGCUCACAUAGCGCAAUGGGUUGACGCAAUCCCUGGCGAAGCCAAGGUCCAAGUUUACCUCCCACCCAACACAUUCACCUUUGGCAAAGAAGUUGCACCUCGCUACUGGCUGGAGAUAAAGAUCGAGGGUGACAACCUUAGGGAAAACUGGCAGAAACUCGUAACCACGAAGUCUGAGCCUAAACUUGUAGACGAAAACGAUCUCAUCGACUACCUACCUUGGUGGGAGCUUUACGAGGAUACCAUAUAUGAAGAGACCAUGGAUGCCGGUGACGGCCAGGACCAGAAGCGCCUCACACACGCAUCUAGCUAUCUCCACCCUCUGACAGCUCCAGAUGCUAGAGUUGACUUGGAUGAUGAAAAAUGUCCUACUGCACCUCAUGUCUUGGCUUCCACUGAAGCCAAGGUCCAGGCCAUAAAUAAGCGUAUAGCGGACAAGUAUCGCAAAACGAUGGCGAAACGGAGCCGUCCCAUGCCAGAGUCAAAGCUGCUCGUUCAACAAAUGGUAGAUCGUCGGCUGCGUCCUGAAGCCAAUAUAUACAUUCGCCCUAUUCAAGUCUCGGACGUUCUAGGUAUCACAGAGAUCUACAACUUUUACGUCAGGGACACCAUCUUCACAGCCGAGUUCGAUGAACGCACUGUAGCUCAAAUUGCUGCGAGAAUCAGUGAUAUUACCAGCGCAGGACUUCCAUUCCUGGUCGCCGUGUCCAAGAGCAAUCAGCACAGGAUCGACCCAGGCUAUGUGAACGAGAAGAUUGUCGGCUUCAUCAAUCUCGACGAACACUGUGGUCAGGCGACUCAAUUCCGCUACACAUUCGAGUUGGAGUUGUUUGUCCACCCGGGGUUCGUUUCUAAGGGAAUCGGCAAGUGCCUUGUGGAUCGACUUUUGGAGAUGGCCGAUACCAGCUAUCGCGCCCGUGGUGGAUACGAGUACGUCAACAACUUUGAGUAUCUCAAGACAGGGCCGUCAAGAGUUGUCAAGACCAUCUUGCUCAACGUUCACCACGAGAAUGGCGAAGACUUGGAUGCUGGUUGGCGAGGCAAAUUUCUAAGCGCUUGCAAGUUUGUCCGGGUUGGCAGACUUCCGAAGGUUGGACACAAGCAUGACAAGGUCAUCGACGUCUCGAUCUUUGCGCAUCAUACCAAGGAGGAUAUCGAUCCGAGCGCUCGUCCCACUGUAGCGGGCUAAACAUGGUCGUACAUGUUACUACCAACAACAAACAAUUUCGCUGUAGCGUCAAUCGUCGAGUACUCCAUCGAUGCGGAC